This is a messenger RNA of Clarias gariepinus (North African catfish), 5268 nucleotides long. RefSeq names its product TGF-beta activated kinase 1 (MAP3K7) binding protein 2 (gene tab2). The transcript is spliced from 8 exons. The coding region runs from base 566 to 2878 and encodes 770 amino acids. The record is from RefSeq and is a predicted model, not a curated record. Gene Ontology annotation, molecular function: ubiquitin binding; K63-linked polyubiquitin modification-dependent protein binding. Gene Ontology annotation, biological process: positive regulation of protein kinase activity. Lineage: Eukaryota; Metazoa; Chordata; Actinopteri; Siluriformes; Clariidae.
CGGCCGCCAUAUUGCGCGACGGUUAUUUUGAUUCGUAUGUGUCGGAAACGAGAGAGAGAGAGAGAGAGAGAAAAGAGAGAGAGAGAGUGAGAGAGUAAACCCGAGAGAGAGGAGUACAGGAGGAGAAGAGGAAGAGGAAGAGUUCAAACAACUCCAGAGGAAACUAAAACAGCUGAAGGUAUUAAUAUUACUAACAGUAAGACAGGACUCGGUCAGCGGGUGUGUGUGUGUGUGUGUGUGUGAGACUGUAAGCGGGGGACAGACUCGGUGUCCCCCCCCCUCCCUCUCUACAGCACCACCACCACCACCACCUCCUCCUCCUCCUCCUGCUGCACCCCCCGGACUGUGGAGUGAAGUCCCGCCGUGCUCCGCGCUCUCAGGCCCGGCUCCGAGUUCCUCCUCCUCCCGGCCCUGACACUCAGCCCCGGGGCUGGGACCCUACACGAGCCUCGGUGUCCGGAGCGGAGCGGAAGGCGGCCCGGGGAGCGGCGGCGGCGGCGGCAGCGGCGGCAGAGGAGCGCGCUGACACGAACAAAAGAUGCUGUGAUCGAGCGGGUGUGUGUGCAUGAGUGUGUGCGCGCAGAGGUCCACCCCGCUCCGUCCUGCCAGUCCCCGAAUGGCACAAGGAAAUCAGCAGAUUGACACUAAAGUUCUGCAGCAGCUCCUUCAGAAGUUCCCAGAAGUGCCGGAGGGCGUGGUCUCUCAGUGUGUCGUACAGAAUAAGAACAAUUUAGCAGCGUGCUGCGAGUACCUGUCCCAGGUGAGUCCCGGCUUCCUGUACAGCGAGGGCAACCCGAGCGCGGCGGACCUGCGCAAUCACAUGACCCAGCUCAACGUGGGCGUGUCUCAGAAUACCCAUGGUGCCGUGCAGCGCGAGCCAGUGAGGAUGAACGGCAGCAGGACUCUCUCGCACAGCCUGAGCGACGGGCCCGUCAACGGUCCCCCGACUCCGGCAUCUGACUUCUACCAGGCGGAGUCUCAGUCACACGCGCACGCUCACACACCCUCCGCCUUCUGCGUGAUGGAGCGCUCGCGGAAACCGCAGCCGCCGCAGCACCUCGGCCUCUACCAGCUCGGGGUCAAGGGUCAGGGCUCGGCCACGCCCCUUCCCGCCACGCCCCGUUUUAAUCCCAUCACGGUGACGCUGGCGCCCAACGCCGGCCGAAACACGCCCACCUCGCUGCACAUCCACGGCGGGCCCCAGGCCGGCCCCAACAGCCCCAACUCUAUCUACAUCCGGCCCUACGUCACCCAGAUCUCGCACCCCGGCGGCCCGCACCACCAGACCUCACACGUUUACAUGCCUAUCAGCUCCCCCACCAACCCGCAGCCCCCGUCGGCCUUCCAGGCGCCGUCCGCCGCGUCCGCUCAGGCCCCGUCCUCGUCCUCCCUUCCGUCCUCGUCCUCAUCUCUGCCUUCAUCUUUACCGGCGCCCCCCUCGCUCGCGUCCUCUUUCAGCCAGUUCAACAUCCAGAACAUCUCCACGGGGCCCAGAAAGAACCAGAUCGAGAUCAAGCUCGAAUCCCCGCAGAGGGUGGGAGGAGCCGCUGCCGCCAACGUCGCCGGGGCCACGGCGACGCUGAUGUGUUCCGCCUCCGCCCCUCGACCGGGUCCGGCUUCAGGGUCGUCGUCCUGCCUGUCGCCCGCUUCCUCUUCCUCCACUCCGCUCUCCAUCGAGGGGGCGGGGCUUGGCCGAAGCCAGCCCGCCGUCUUCAUAGCCGCCUCUCCUCCCGCCGGCGCCACCGCCACCAACGCGACGACGCCGUCAGACGAGGUCGCGACGGUCCCUCCCCCCAGUCGCUCCCAGCCCAAGUUCUACAUCUCGGCCAACGCUUCCUCGGACGAAAGCGGCGCACGGAACCCGCCCACCGUCUACAUCUCCGCCAACCCCGCCCUGCCUGGCGUCGCUGCCGGCCGGAGCCUGGGCGGUCAAGUCAGCAUGGGGCCCGCCUACAUCCAUCAUCACCCGCCCAAAUCCCGCAGCUCGGUGGGUCCGGGAGGCAUCGCCACGUCGCCCCGCGUGGUCGUCACGCAGCCGAACACAAAGUACACCUUCAAGAUCACGGUGUCACCAAACAAGCCUCCGGCCGUGUCCCCCGGGGUGGUGUCGCCCACCUUCGAGCCCACCAACAUGCUCAGCGUGCCUGCCGAUCAGCACUUCUCCGAGACCGAGGCCAUCAGCCUGCCCGAGCCGCUCUCGCCUAACCGUGACCUGAGGGCCUCCGAGAGCCGCCGGCCCAGCAUGGGCUCCGAUGACGCCGCGUACACGCAGGCCUUGUUGGUGCAUCAAAAGGCGCGUAUGGAACGUCUGUGCCACGAGCUCAAGCUGAAAAAGAAGAACCUGGAGAAACUGAAAGAGGAGGUGAACGAGAUGGAGAACGACCUUACGAGGAGACGACUGCAGAGGUCCAACUCUGUCUCUCAGAUACCCUCUCUUGAUGAGAUGCAGCAGCUGAGGUGUAAGAACAGGUUACUGCAGAUCGACAUUGACUGUUUAACUAAAGAGAUCGACCUCCUGCAGGCGCGUGGGCCGCACUUCAAUCCCAGUGCGAUCCAUAACUUUUAUGACAACAUCGGCUUCCUCGGUCCCGUCGCCCCGAAACCCAAAGGUACUCCGGCAGCAGGCUCGGAUCACUGGGGCUCUGUGGACAGGAGAGGACGCCGAAUAAACGUCAGCUCCAAGCUGAAGAGAGACCCGUCUCUCCCUCCUGUUCCUCCCUGUCUCCCUGCUCCUGUGGAGUCGGGCAGUAAGAAUAUGAAGACGGUGUCUGAGGCUGAAGAUGACGACGGGGUUCAGUGGGGCUGCACGGCCUGCACCUUCCUCAACCAUCCCGCCCUCAACCGCUGUGAACAGUGUGAAUUUCCACGGCAUUUCUGAGCCCCAGUACACACACACACACACACACACACACACACACACACACACACACUUUUACACAUCAGCUAGGCUUUGUUACAGAAAUACGUUAUGAUCCAUUUGUGUGUGUGUGUGUGUAGGUGUGCAUGUGUGGGUCUCUCUUCUUCUUCUUCUUCUCUCUCUCUCUCUCUCUCUCUCUCUCUCUCUCUCUCCCUGUCUCUUGCUCAGUAUCUCUCGCUCACUGUCUCACACUUAGUCUCCCUUGUUGUCUCAUAUUUUAUUCACCAUUUGUCUCUCUUGCUGUCUUUCUCAAAUUGUCUGUCUCUCUUGCUUACUGUCACCCUCUUGUCUCUCUCAGUUGUUCUCUCUCCGUCUCUCUCGCUCUCUCUCUCUCGGGGGUGUGUGUCAUGCUGCCCACUGAAGACUGGAUAAUUUUUACAGCUUUUUCUUCGUUUCUGUCCGUCGAGCCAGACUGACUGAGUGUGUGUGUUUAUGUGUGUGUGUGUGUGUGUGUGUGUGUGUGUGUGUGUGUGUACGUAUGUGUUUUCACUGAUUCCAUACCAAAUCUCAGUCCAGCCCGAAACAGUAUUAUAAAAGCAUGUGAGCAUAUACAAACACACAAUAAGACACACACACACACACACGCACGACGACACGUGCCAACGUGCCUUCCGGACGGGAACGACCUUCGAGAGCCUCCUCCUCCUCCUCUUUCUCUUUUUUUCACCUUUUACGGACUCCCUUUUUUUUUUCUCCACUUCGCUCUCGCCCCAGAGGAUCAUGGGAAACCGUUUCUCUUCCAGCGUUUUCGCUCAUGGAGAAGAAGAAGAAGAGAAACUAAACGUAGCAGACGAAUACGAAUACGACUUCAAACCUAACCUGCAUGCUUUAGAUGUACAGUUUACAGCCGGAGACUCCGCCCACUUAAGCUUUUCCUGUACAUAGUGUUAGAACCCGCUUUAGAAGGCUAAUUUUGUUUGUCCCUCCCCUCUCUCUCUCUCUCUCUCUCUCUCUUUCUCUCUCUUUCUUUUUCUCUCUCUUUAUCUCCUCACGUGUAUUUUCUGUAAUUAUAGCUCCAUAGACUUCAUUUACUUCUAUGUGUCGGGUGUUUUCUUUUUUGUUUCGUUUUGUUUUUAUCUUUCCUCUGAAAAACAGAUGAGUACGUUUUAUUUUGUUGUUUGUUUGUUUUUUCCCCCUCAUUCGCGAGUCCAGCGUGAGCAGCGACACGCUUUUCUACUUUUUUUUCUUUGUUUGUUUGUUGGUUGGUUUGUUUGUUUUCUCCAGUGUACGGGCUGCAGACGCAGCAAAAUAAAAAACAAAAAAGGUCAAGAAUGAUGGAGCGUCACUAGUAAUCACUACCCCCGCCCUCCACGCUAAGGACAGGUCAAAGGUCACCGUACGGUCCCCGAAGACUUUUACACGGACCUCUGUUUUAUCUGCCAACUGGAAUGUAGGUUUCAUAAACAAUUUUUUUUUAUUUUUAAUUUUUGAAAAGGGGGAUCCUCACGCUAGUAGAGGACGAGAGGACGCGUCCACGCCUCGGCUGAACCUCGUCGGUUCGAGAGCAAAGACUUCUGGGACGUUUGGUUUCGGUUUGUCCGCGUAUUCACCGAAACCAAAUUCUUUUUUUUUUUAUUAUUAUUAUCAUCGUUUCCUUCUUCAGAGACUUCAGAGAGAGAUAAGGUGAAAAAAAUAAAGAGGUUGAGGAUUCAGUUCCAAGCCAAAGCUAUCACCACGUGCCUUCAGCCGCUGAACAGCCGGACAUGCCCUGCCUUUAAGAGUGAAGCAGACACUGCCUCGUUCUUUUGUUUUUGUUUUGUUUUUGUUCCGUUCCUUUGUGGAUUUGAUUACACCACUCCCCUUUUACACCUGGCCUUAAUGAUGUUUUUAAAUGUUUAUUCACUUUUUAUCUUCCCCCCUCCACCCAUUGAAAGAUAUAAAAAUGAUUUCGGGAAGAUGUCAAGAAGUGUUCUUUUAUUUCUGGUUUUCACAUCGUGCUGCCUCACUUUUUUUUUUUUUUUCUUUUUUUUUUUCGGCCUUGUUAAAGUUUUCCCUGGUUAUUACGUAAUAAUAAUUAUUGUUAUUAUUUUAAUUUUUAAUCUCAAAUCUAUGCUAAAAGUGGUUUUAGUUUUGUUUUUAUUUUCUCUUUUUUUUUUUUGUUUCAGAGCUGUGAUUUUUAUGUUUAAGGAUUUAAAUCAUGGAGGAAAAAAGAAAAUACAGAAGAAGAAAUGAUUUGGAUAUCUAAAGUGAUUUUUAAUUUUUAGCUGGGAAAACUGUCUUUGUAACAGAUAAGUUAUUUGUAAAAAUAAACAAAAAAAAAAAAAAAUCCUGAUCCCUGUUGUGACUUUGCCGCGCUGGAACGAGAGUGAGUGCGUGUCGGGUGCACGAUUCUCACCACUAGGUGUCAGUGC